UAUUCAGGUGCAACUGCUGCAGAUCAAACUCUCAUUGGGCCUCCAGUUGUUCAUCUGAUCUCUCCUCCGCCAUUUUACUGCACUAUACUGCAGGAAACACUGGCUAAAACACCGACUCAACUCCCGCGCCUCACACACACAUGAUCCGGAUCCCCGAUGCCGAGGCUUUAGCGCCGGUGUGAGGAGAGAUUGGCCUGGGUUUGGACCGAUCCUGCGCCCGAUCAGAGAUGGAGGCCAUCUAUGGGGAGAUGGAGGUGGAGAGCUGCUACACGCUUCUGGAACUUCCUUCACCCAAGAAGAAACGCAAGAGCAAAGGCAGCGUGGAGAACUCGGACAAACCCAAGAAGCCCAGGUCGGCGUAUCUGCUGUAUUACUUUGAUGUGCAUCAGAGCGUCCAGCAGGAGCAUCCGGACAUGCCGCAGUCUGAGAUCAACAAAUGCAUCAGCGACAGCUGGAAGAGGCUGAACGUGGCGGAUCGAGGUUAUUACCUGGAGAGAGCGCGCAUGGAGAAAGAUGGCAUCGACCCGAGCAGCCAAUCAGCAGCCGCAUCCUCUCAGGACGUCCCUGGAUUCCGCAAGAUCCUCCCGAGGGCGAAUUAUGUGCUCCUGCCGAAGAGUUCAGCGGGAAGCGAGCGGGUCGAGGGAGAUGGUGAGAUGGACGCGCUGGUGGAAGGGGCCGUGCAUACAGCCCCUCGGGCCCCGGCGCAGGAGACGCUGGUGUCCCCCAUGACUCUGGGCAGUGAGGUGGAGCUGACGGAGCAGUGCAUCGCCAUCGAGGCACUCAGUGAGGACACACCGUCCCAGAACACUACUGAAAGACUGCCUGUUCUCGGCCAGGAUGCUCACAAAGCCGCCCCUCUGCUCGUGAAGAGGGAGGAGUCUCGAGUGUUGUAUGGUGAUGUUGGCAUGGCGAUAGAGAAUGGGAUGGAGGGCGGGGCUUUGAUGCCGCAGAUCAAAGCAGAUGCCACUCAUCUAGUUGCCAUAAUACCCAAUCAGGGUCUCGUGGAGAAUAAAGUGAUUAACACGGCCAGUCCAAUAAUGAUGUUUCCAUUAGUGAGCAGUGUGAAACCAGAACCCAAACCCUCAUUUAAACUGCCCAUCAAAUACACACGGCGAGGGCGAGGCAACUGCACCACACCCGGGUGUGUGUUUUCAUACGUUACCCGUCACAAACCACCCCAGUGCCCUGACUGCGGACAACACCUUGGAGGGAAAUGGGUGGCACCUGGUAAGAAAAGCUCGGUCAAAACGUCUGACCCGUCUUCAGGAAAACCGUGUGACGACUCUAAACCUCAUCCAUCAGACACUAAUGAGACGUUGUCAAAAGACACAGAAGAGCAGACGACAGCUUCCGUUAUUACUCAGAAAACCUCUUCCGAUAAAGCUCAGGAUGGCGUGACUGCGGCUGCUCGCAGGGCGGCCCGUAAAAAGAGAGAGCGGGUGAAUGCAGCGUCAGCCCAACAAACAUCUGAUGGAGCCGCUGUCAAAACAUCUGAUGGAGCGCAGAGCACUGAAUGCACAGCUGUGCUAUCAUUGGGUGGUGGUCAUAUCCAGGUUGUCACCAGAGAAAAAGCUAGUAGUGCUUUACAGAAACGCCGGAUACGAGCCAUUCUUCCAGCUCCUGCACAGAAUAAUGCGGCAGCUCAGUCUGCAGUGGUGCAGUGGAUCACGGUUCCUCCUGAUAAAGUCAAAUCAGAUGCUGCUGUCAUCAAAGCUGAGAAACCAUCAGCCAGUGAACACAUCGCAGGACUGAAACCCAGCACCCUCAAACAGCUGGGUCACAUGAUCACACCCAGUGCCUUACAACAGAAGUCCAUAACGGUCAGCAGUAACCAGUACAUCAUCACAGACAACGGCGUCAAGAUCCUCUCCAUGCUGCCCUUCAAGAAGACAGCUGGAUCCUCCCUAGCUCUGGGUUUGUCUACAGCGAGAGGUCGCGGUCGAUGUAAGAAUCCCGCGUGUGAUUACGUCUAUAAGAACAGACACAAACCUCAGCGCUGUCCGACCUGUGGCUGUGAACUCACCAAUAAACCUACCAAGAAGAACAAACUCACACCGUCCUCUGAGGAUGUGUGCUCUUCUGCGGUUCUGUCAGACACAUCUCAGCCUCUGAGCGGCGUUCAGAAAGAGCAGCAGCGUCACUCCACCGUCAGUCUGCUGCGCUCCUGUCUGCAGUUCCCCGAGAGCGAGAGCGAGUUGCAGGACGUCUUCAGCCUCAUACAACAGCUCAACGGCCAGCAGAAGCACACCGAGGAGAGCAGCGGCUGGCCGAGCUUCUAUGAGACAGCGGCCACACACUGCAGUCUGUGUCAAUACCCGCUGCUCAAAGGAGACCAGAGUUCGCUUGCUGGUUUGGAGGAAUGCUGGUUGUUGACGGAGCGCUUGAUUCGUCCCGUCACUCUGCAGCUGAAAGUCUGUACGAAUCUUCAGUGUCUGGCCAUGCACAGUUUCACAGACCUGCACCCAGGUCUGUUUAACGUGGGUAAUAAGCUGCUGGUGACGCUGGAUUUGUUCUUUAAGAUGAGACAUCAGAUCAGACUGGGUGAUGAACCCGCACACGCCGCUCUCAGUGUUAUCAAACACUCACUGACUCUCACAGACGGCUCGUUGAGCUCGGAUCAGCUGUCGCGUGUUCAGGAGCUGUUCUGCAGCGGUUACUGGGCGUUUGAGUGUCUGACGGUUCGAGACUAUAACGACAUGAUCUGUGGCGUGUGCGGCAUCGCUCCCAAACUGGAGAUCGCACAGCGCAACCCCAACAAUGCGUUACUGCUCAAAAACGUGGAGUUCACGUGGCCUGAUUUCCAGGCCACAGAUGAGGUUCACGUUGACGAGUUUUGGCUGACGAUGGAGAACGAGGCGCUGGAACAGGCGGUGUUUCCCUCCAGCUUUCCCAUCACACGCUUUGACGCCUCCAUCAUCGCCCCGUUCAUCCCUCCUCUCAUGAGAAACACCACCGUCAUCAACACAGAGAAAGACAAAAUCACAUCUGACGCGCAGCUCAGAGGGGACCCAUCUGUGCUGGUGCGUCUGAUCCAUGAGGGUCGUCUGAUUCCUGAUCAGAUGGAUCUGCACAGUGAAGAGGAGCUCAGAGAUGUGCUGGAGAAGUGUGGGAUUCCUGCUGCCACACACAGUGAUAAAGACGAGCUGCUGGCGUCUGUAUCUUUGUUGUAUUCACACACACAGAGCGGCCUGUGGACGGCGCAGCAGCCCAGCGCGCUCCUGACGGCAGGCAGACUCAGUAAAGUCUGUCCUCAUCAGGUUGUCUGUGGAUCCAAGUAUAUCGUCCGCAGAGAAAGCACUCGGGAUCAUCUGGACCUGCUGGUUUCGUCCCGGUUUUGGCCGCCGGUGUACGUGGCGGAUUGUGCCCAGAAGGUGGCGCUCUGCACUGAUGUAUUAUAUCCUGAACUGGCUUCACAGAUGUGGGGGAAAAAUCAGGGAUGUUUCUCUGACCCUACAACACCACCACAGUAUGUCUCAUGCUCGGAGCUUCAGGACCAGCCGUACAGUUUGGAUCUGACAGUGACUGAGUCCAACCCUCAUCUGCACCCGCUCACCAAAUCCGUCUCUCGCUGGAUAGUGCGACCCGACAGACCGAACGCCCUCCACGACGCCCAUCACGCCAUCAGCCUCUGCAAAGAGCUGGAGCCAUACACUGGCGCCAUCGCAGAGAUCUGUGACCAACCCCAGUGUGAAAGCAGCAUCGGUGACAGCAGCGUGACGACACUUCGGCAGAAAGCUCUCGUGUUCGAUAACGCUGCGUAUUACUACCUCUAUAACCGCCUGCUGGACUUCCUGAGCAGCAGAGACAUCGUGAACCAGCAAAUCGCGGAGGUGCUGAGCGCCUGUCAGCCGGGGGAGGUGGUGAUGAUCAGAGACGCCCUCUACAGACUGGGAGUCGCUCAGAUCAACACGGACCCGCAGGAGGUGGAGGAGGAAGCAGCUGACGGAGGACUGGACAAACACUCGGACGGAGUCGUGUUUGAGGAGGUGAUGCUCUUCUGACUCAGGGAUCCAUUAUGAGCAGGUUUACUCAACCUUUUAUAAUAGAAAAAUGAAAAUGUGCCUGGAAAGACAUAUAAGAUAUAUAUAUAUAUAUAAUAUAAGGGGUGUAACGAUAUACGUAUUCGUAUUGAACCUUUCGGUACAAGGCUUUCGGUUCGGUACGCAUUACAAACUGAAUGAUUUGUUGGACUAAUCCUAUUACAAAGUAGAAGAGCUUAAAGUGUGUGAAAUAUAAUGUUGUCAGCGCCACUGUGUUCAACAAGGCAGCCCAAACAACGUAACAGGUGAUGUCUGCCCGUCCCAUCCCCAAAGAAAAACACUACUCCAGUAGGGUUGUUGUGACGGUGAGGUGAGGUAACGUUAGUUUGUUAGAGUUUUCCCUUUUUUCCUCGCUUUUAUUCGCUUUUAAAUUGAAAGUAAUAAUUAGCGGCAAUUCAGCGAUGAUUGAAUAAAUACUAACAAAACAGUACGACAAACUCACUUACUGUAUAUUAAACAUAGAAUGUUUAAUUUAUUAACAAAAUACACCAUGCUAUAGGCCUAAUAUAAAAUAACAAAUAUCUUACACAAAGUUUAAAUUAAAUUAGGGCUGUCAAAAUUAAGUCUUAAUGGGUUGCGUUUCAGUCACUAUUUCAUAUUCAUCCCAUUAUCUGACAAGAGAAACAGUAAAAUAUAUAAAUGAAAACAGUUUUAUUGAGAAAGUACAGUAUGUGGGCACAGAGAGGCAAACAAAUAUAGGCUAAUAAUAAAUGUACAUUUUGCAGUUCAGAAGUGAGCUGCCCUGUCAUGUGAAAAUGUAAACAGGUUUGUGUCAGUAAAUUGCUCAGUGCAAAGAAAGAGAAGUAAUGGGAACCUGGUAUUUCUAUGAUCUUUUUUCAUGUGUCUAAUAGACAUGAACAAGUUCUUUCAAAAACUUCUAUGACCUAUGAAACAUGUCUAGUCUUCAUGCUGUAUGUUGACUAUGGUUUCACUAAUAAUAAACAAAUAUUGCAUAAAGCAUCCAUAUUUGUCCAUGCCCAUGUUGAUUAGAGUUUUAAAAACUUGAAAAGUAUUAAUUUAAGGUACAUUUAGAACAAAUAAAAAUAUGCGACUGAGUUGCGAUUAAUUGCGAGUUAACUCAUGACAAUCAUGCGAUUAAUUGAGAUGAAAUAUUUUAAUCGAUUGACAGCCCUAAAUUAAAUAUAAAACACUGAAACUCAGCAAACACGGUGGAACCAAAUAAAUAAGAAACAAAUGUUAAAAAGGCUUCCAAAAUCAUCUUAGAUAAAUGGCAAAAGUCAAAAGGCCUUCGAAAGUCUACAAUAUUUUUAAAACAGGCUCUUUUUUAUUUCAUUUCGAAACUAAAUAUUUUGCCAAAUUCUUGUCUUUCUCAACUCACUCGUCAGCUCGACUCACUCUCCUCACGUGAUAUAAAUGAAAUCCGACUCCUGCCGCUGAUCUGAGAUAUGACUGUUGUUCGGCACACUGCAUUGUUCAAAGAAAAAAAAAAGAUCAUACUUUAUGAUUUUAGUUGUAAUAAAUAAAAACAAUUGUAAAAAUCAAGGAAUCAAGGAACCGUUAUACCCCUUAUUUUUAUAUAUACAGUCAUAGCCAAAUGUAUUGGCACCCUUGGUAAAUAUGAGCGAAGAAGGCUAUGAAAAUAAAUAUGCAAUAUUUAUCCAUUUGAACUUUCAGUUAAAAAAUCUAAUCUUUCAUUGAAAAUAAGGGGGAAUCUCAUUAUGAAAUGUUUUUCUCCAAUACACUUUGGCAACAGUUAUUGGCACCCUUUUAUUCAGUAAUUUCUGCAACCUGCGUUUGCCAAGAUAACAGCUCUGAGUUUUUCUCCUAUAAUGCCUGAAGAGUUUGGAGAACACCUGACAAGAGAUCAGAGACCAUUCCUUCAUACAGAAUCUCUCCAAAUCCUUCAGAUUCCCAGCUCCAUGUUGGUGCUUCUUCUCUUCAGUUCACUCCACUCCUUUUCUAUAGGUUUCAGGUCAGGGAACUGAGAACCAGUGAAACAUUCUUGCUUAGUGACCCAUUUUUGUGUUGAUUUAGAAUUUUUUUUGUCCUGAUGCAAGAUCCAACCGGUGCCAAUAAUUCUGACCAUGACUCUAUAUAUAUAUAUAU
Onychostoma macrolepis is the source of this 6107-nucleotide messenger RNA. It is a transcript of the gene hmgxb3, whose product is annotated as HMG box domain containing 3. The record is from RefSeq and is a predicted model, not a curated record. The coding region runs from base 228 to 4001 and encodes 1257 amino acids. The transcript is spliced from 21 exons. Lineage: Eukaryota; Metazoa; Chordata; Actinopteri; Cypriniformes; Cyprinidae.